CUUACCCAGCGGGCGCGCAUCCACAUGGCGCUAAUGCAUCGGAUGAGGCCGGCAGCGUUCUUACUGGGAGGCAAGCCUCAUCCGGACGCACUUCUUGGCCUGGGACCGCAGAGGAACUCUGCUGGAUCAGACCAAGGUGGGGGCCAUCCAGUCCAGCAUCCUCCUUGUUCCAGAGUGGCCAAACACAUGCGCAAGAGGGCUGAUGCCUAUCGUCCUUCAGAGGUAGCCGGCUGCCUCUGAACCUGGAGGUUAGGGUUAGGCUUCUUCUGCAACCUCCUGGCUUCAAAUCUCUGCCAGUGUCAGCUUGACUGGAGGCAGAGGGCAAUUACUUCCUUCUGUUUGGAGGAGAAAAGCUGGGCAGGAGGAAGCAGGACGUUUCCUCUUUCCAAGUCAGCCCUGGGAGGGUGUCAGCACCUGGAGAGGCUUGGGAGGGAAUCGGCUGGCAGGAGGGGAGUCCCUAGAAGCCAGUGGAAGUGCCAGAGGAGCAGCCUGAAUAGUCUGCGCUCUGCUGGCAGCAAAGAGGCAGCUCGGCCACUCCUCCUUUCACUGGCUGGGGAAGGCAGCCUAGGUUAGAUCCUGCCGCCAGCCGUCCGGAGUCAGAUGGUCACUGCUAGUCCAAGUCAGAUGGACCAGUGUCAGGCAACGCCCUAGGUUCCUUCCUAUGCUCUUAAGGAUGUGCACAUCUGCCCACAGGUGGCAGCAAAAGCACACCAAAGGAGGAUCUUUAUUUAACCCUAGAGUCCUAAGCUUGAAUAGCCACCUAAUGGCACAGCAGGGAGGUAACGGGCCUAGGGAGCAAGAGGCUGUUGGUUCUAAUCCCCACUGGUAUUUUCCCCAGAUUAUGGGAAACACCUAUAUCAGGCAGAAGCGAUAUAGGAAGAUGCUGAAAGGCAUCGUCUCCUACUGUGCGGGAGAAGGCAAUGGUAAACCCCUCCUGUAUUCUACCAAGGACAACCACAGGGCUCUGUGGGUGCCAGGAGUCGACACCGACUCGACGGCACAACUUUACCUUUACCUAAGAUUGAAAAUUGUACUCCAGACUUUCCUGUGGAUUCAUGGGAGGGAGGAAGAUGCUUCAAGGCAGGGUUAGCUUUCACAAAGAGGCCUUGCUGCUGGCUGGCCUCUCUGCAGAAGCUGUGGGUUCCCCCCAGGCUGUCUCAGGUUGCAGCCGGAUCGGCUUAGCCAGGCACUACCAUAAUGAGGGUAAAUAUGAACCCUUGAUUGCUGCCACCUGGACACCCUCGGAAACAGGAUCGCUGCUCCCCGGGGAGCUGGCUUCCCAAAUGCACAGGGCUGCCGUGAGCCCCUGGCGAGCAGAGCCCGUGUAACCAAAUCCAGUCCUGGGGGAGGCAGCAGCUUGUCCUUUGUCUCCAGCCCGUGCCCUGGAUGGUUAACUUGGUCUCCUCCUUCCCCACCCACUGAACUCCACUGCCACUCCUUUGCCUUGGAGCAAGAGAAAGCCAAGCCGCGUGGGGACUGGCAACAGCAGAGGAUGUCCGUCCACAACUCUCCCUCCGCCUGGCUGCCUUGGAAAGCCCUCAACCCUGCCACUGGGGCUGGGAUGCUGGACGACAGCCUCACCAACCUCCAGUGGCUCCAGGAGUUCUCCUUCCUCACCGGUGACCCAGAAAAGCCAGCUGCCGCCGCCAGCCAGCUUAGCCCCCAGAGGCCCCUGCGGGGCUCCGAGGCCCCAGCCAGCCCCCCCGCGGGGGACACCGCCACCAAAGGGAUGCCUCCCAGCAUGGGCAAGCCCACCUCCUCCAGCACCAGCGCCCUGCAGCCCCUGGCCUCGGGCGCGGUGGACUACAAGACCGACAGCCGGGUGAAGCCCCCUUACUCCUACGCCACCCUCAUCUGCAUGGCCAUGCGAUCCAGCAAGGAGGCCAGGCUGACCCUCUCUGCCAUUUACACCUGGAUCACGGAGAACUUCUGCUACUAUCGCUAUGCGGAGCCCAGCUGGCAGAACUCUAUCCGCCACAACCUCUCCCUGAACAAGUGUUUCCAGAAAGUGCCGCGGCUGAAGGACGAACCCGGCAAGGGCGGCUUCUGGCAGAUUGACCCCCAGUACGCAGACAGGUUUGUCAACGGGGUGCUCCGGCGGAGACGGACGCCAGCCCUGCCCUCCGCUUGCAGUCCGUUGAUGCAGCCCUUCUCUGCUUUGAAGACUGAGCCGGGCUCCCCCCGAGGGGCAGGGCACGGCCCCCCACGGCAGGACCGGACAGCCGUGCCACACCGCCUGGGCCGCUGCAAGCCACCGCCUGCCCCCUGGGCCAGCAGAGCCCCUUGGACUGGCCCCCCCUCACCUCUGGCACCUGCUGGAGGUGGCGCUGCCACUCUGCCAGGGGCCCUCACCUGGGCCUCGGUGCUGGAGGAGAGCUUGGCUGGCCCCGCUGGCACCUUUGACGAUGACUUGGAGCUCAGCACCGCCCUCGGCUCCUUGGCUGCAGAAGAGGAGCUCACUUCUCAAAGCCAGAGCCAGCCUCUCCGUGCCCUGAGCACCAGCCCCAUGGCCACCCUGGUGGAGGACCUGACUCUGCCCCAGCCGUGGGGGGAGGAAGCAGCCGCAGAGCCUGCCCUGGGCCCCUCCUGGCCUUUUGAGGAGGGGGCCUGCUUCUCCGAGAGCCUUUUGGCCGAGGUGCAGCCGUGGGAAGUGUGAGCUCCUUGGGCCGGCCUCUCCCCUCACCAGAGACCUCAGAAGAUGCAACAUCGCCAGGAGGCACCAGCAGGACUCUGGCCUCUAGAAGCCAGGGAGGGAGAGGCCAGGGGCCCCAGCAGUCGUCCUAGGCGAGCUCUUCCCAGGUUGCCCUGCAGCUGCUCCACACCUGCCUUCCCAAGGAUGAUGCCAGCAGCUGUGGUCCCCGGAGAGCUGCAGCUUUGGCUGAAAAGACAGCAAAACGUCUCAUUCCUGGAGGUGCAAAAGCUGGGUCUGCCAGACGCUAACAAGGGCCAGGCGGGGCUUCCAGUUGUCUCAGGGGGCACUCCUGGUCUCUCGUCGUCUGUUGGGGCCCCUCCCCUCUUCCGCAUACAGCCAUGCCUUCGCCCCCUCAAAAAACAAACACCACACCUCCAUUUCUUUACACUUCUGGAUUCUGGAAGCUUAGUUGGCGAUGGAAGUAAAUAUAUACAAAGAAUUUUGUCUGAA
Molecule: messenger RNA, 3142 nt
Organism: Hemicordylus capensis (graceful crag lizard)
Lineage: Eukaryota; Metazoa; Chordata; Lepidosauria; Squamata; Cordylidae
Product: forkhead box protein J1-B-like
Exons: 2
Coding region: 1493-2656 (387 amino acids)
Biological process (GO): regulation of DNA-templated transcription
Molecular function (GO): sequence-specific DNA binding; DNA-binding transcription factor activity
Source: RefSeq, a predicted model, not a curated record